This is a messenger RNA of Rhodotorula graminis WP1, 2397 nucleotides long. RefSeq lists its product as uncharacterized. Gene Ontology annotation, cellular component: SAGA complex. The transcript is spliced from 4 exons. The record is from RefSeq and is a predicted model, not a curated record. Gene Ontology annotation, molecular function: transcription coactivator activity. The coding region runs from base 1 to 2367 and encodes 788 amino acids. Gene Ontology annotation, biological process: regulation of transcription by RNA polymerase II. NCBI's taxonomy places the organism in Eukaryota, Fungi, Basidiomycota, Microbotryomycetes, Sporidiobolales, Sporidiobolaceae.
AUGGCCUCUCCUGCAGCUGUCACCCCUGCAGGGCCUCCAGCGCCUGCCCCAGCAGCGUCCACCGCCAUCACCUCCAUCGCGGCCCUCCUCCCCGCGCCGGCCCACCCGCCGCCAAAGCGCACCGACACGGUCGCGCUCAAGCUCCGCCUCGCAGAGCUCCUCGACCCGGACCACGGCCACCUGUACUGGACCGGCCUCGGCGACUUUGUUGCGGCGAGGAUCAAUCGCGCAGAGUGGGACGACGUCCUGCGCCGGGCGUUCGGGCCCGACCAGGCUGUGAGGGAUCAGGCGUUCAAGCUGCACAACGCGCUCCUCCUCUCGAUCCUGUACAACACGACCCGCCCGUUCCUCCCACCUUCCUCGGUCCGCCACAGCGGCUUCCACCCCCGAGGCGCCAAGAAGCGCGGCGCCGGCGGCCUGACGGGCGACGGUGCCGGCCUCGCCUCGGCCGCCGAGGACAAGCGCCGACGGCUCCUGCGCGACAAGGUCAUGUCGCUCGGCCGACGCGAGCGCGCCGAGGUCAAGCUUCUCGGCUCGGCGACGGCGGCAGCGGCGGCGGCGGCGGCGGUCGCGCACAAGGGCAAGCUCGCAAAGGAGGGCGCCGACGCCGAGGAGCGCAGGAGGAGGAGGCUCGCAGAGGGGGACCCGCUCGGCGAGGCGGUCGGCGCGGCGAGCAGGGGCGGUGGUGCGAGGGUCGACCAGGACGGCGUGCCGAGGGCGCUGCGGGACCGGGAGCGUCAGGGCGCGACGCUGCCUGCGACGCUCGCGCAAGACUACGGGCGCUACGUGCAGCUGCCGCUGUGCUGCGAGUCGCGCAUGUUGCCCGACGCCGAGACGCUGCGCGAGCGCAUGGUCGCCCUCGCGUACGAGGAGGGCAUGCCUGACGGUGUCGAGGCGCGCUCGGCUGCGCUCGUUCAAGGUGCCAUCGAGCACCACCUUCGCAACAUGAUCGCCUCCGUCAUCUCGCUCGUGCGCGGCACCCGCCCGGCUUCCCCUCCUCCCCUGCCGCGCACCGCCGCCUCCUCCACCGUCUCGACACCCGUACCUCCCUCCGCCUCGACCUUUGCGCCCGCCGGCGCCGCGCCUCCCGCCCCAGUCGCCGGCUCAUCCUCACUCGCCGCCGAGGCCGACGACCCCUCGUCGUCCACCGCCGACGACCUCCUCCCCGAGCGCACCCCGCUCACGAUCGCCGACUUCCACGCCCUGUUCGCCAUCUCGCCGUCGCUCCUCGGGCAGCACCCGACGAGCGCCGCCGUCGAGCGCAUGUACGCCAUCGCGCCGCCCGGGUCCGACUCGGACUCGGACGACUGCUCGUCCGACGACGACCACGCCGACGACGAGCGCGACGCUACCGCCGCGUCGGCCUCGGCACGAGCGCGCGCCGGUGCGCCCGCGAGGGACGCAGAGGGCGACACGCCCAUGCUCGGCGCCGCCGCAGCGGCUGCCGUCGCCGGGCCGUCGUCGUCGAGCGGCGCGGCGACAGGCCAGGGCGCAGGCAAGCACCCGCGCCUGUCGCGCUCGCGCGCCUCGUCCUUUUACGGCACGACGCGGCCCGUGCGCGCCUCGACCGGCGGCUCGUCGCCCGCCGUCGCCGCCUCGUCGUCUGCGUCCUCGACCUCGGCCGCCGUACCCCCGCACGUGCGCGCCCUCGCACCCGGCGCGAGCGCAGGCGGCGCAGGAGCGUCGAGCAAGCCGCAGCGGUUCGUGCUCGACCCGAGCUCGACGCACGGCGUGCCCUCGGGCCACCCGGACGUGCCGCCGCUCCGGCCGACGCCGGCGCCGCUCCUGCCUGCGCACCUCGGCGGGCCGGGAGGCGCGUCGGGCGCGGCGCCGGGAGCGGCGGGCGCACAUGGGUCGGCGGGCGCGCACGGGCAUGGGCACGGGCACGGCGCGGGGGGAGGAGGAGCAGGAGGUGGAGCGUCGAGCGGCGUCUUGAGCCCCAAGAGCCUCGCGCUGCGCAACUCACUCUUCCCCGAGCUGGCGCCCUCGGCGCCUGGGUCGGGCAGCGCGACGCCUGGACCUGGAGGAGGACCGGGCGCGGGCCCUGGCGCGGCGGCGUCGGGCGGCGAGGGGGGCGAUGGGAACGGGACGUCGACCGACGCAGGGUCCGACUCGGAGGACGACGUCGGCGCGAGCGCGCACGUCAAGCGGGGCGUCGUCGGCGCUGGGCGCAACCCGGGCUUCAAGAUCAAGCUCGGCAGCUCGGCGCUCAGUGGCGGCGCUGGGGCGGCGCAGCAGCAGGGUGUCGGUGCGGGUGCAGCGGGUGGUGGGAGGGCCAUGCCGACGAACGAGCGGGACAAGGAGGCGGGAAGAAAGUUGUGGGAGGUCGUCGACUCGGUUGGGCUGCUCGACGGCGUGCUGCAGUAGCCUCGUCCUGCAUUGACGCGUACGCCAUGA